Molecule: messenger RNA, 461 nt
Organism: Cuscuta europaea
Lineage: Eukaryota; Viridiplantae; Streptophyta; Magnoliopsida; Solanales; Convolvulaceae
Source: the annotation of a GenBank genome assembly
CGAUCAAGAAGCAGAAGGUUGCCGGGGGCGCCGUUGAGAAGGCGGCCCCCCUCAUAGUACUCGAUGAUCAGCCCUCCGCUGACCCCCCGGCAAUUGAUACUCCGAUGGCUCAAACAGACCUUCCCCCGGGGAACCUGCCUCGGGAGAUUAUUCGGCUCUCCCUCGCUCCGGGGGCAUCUGUAUUGCACGGUUCAGCCGAGCCGAUGUCUUUCCUGAGGGGGAUUACCUCGAUGAUGGACAAAGAAGCCCUCUCCACCUAUAACGAUGACGCCCUCGAAGCCAGGGCCCUUCGAUCAGCUCUGACUGCUUGUAUAACCUUCGGUGAGCAGGCCCGAAGGCGAGAGGAGUGGUGCCGUCAUAAGGCCGAGCUAGAGAAGUCCGUGAAGGAGCUGAUUCACGACAAGGACGCUGCCCUUCGGGAGGUGUGCAAGUUGGAGGACGCCCUUCGGCAAGCGGAGCUG